Molecule: messenger RNA, 4209 nt
Organism: Castor canadensis (American beaver)
Lineage: Eukaryota; Metazoa; Chordata; Mammalia; Rodentia; Castoridae
Gene: Syde2
Product: synapse defective Rho GTPase homolog 2
Biological process (GO): cell migration; regulation of Ras protein signal transduction; signal transduction
Cellular component (GO): synaptic membrane
Molecular function (GO): GTPase activator activity
Source: RefSeq, a predicted model, not a curated record
CUUUCUCCGCGGCGGGACUCCGGCCUCUCCCCGCGGCGGGGGCGAGCCCCGUUGCUGAGGCGGACGGAGGGGAUGGCGGACCCUCUGAGGAGGACGCUGUCCAAACUCCGGGAGAAGCGGGGUCCCCGCGGCGCUGGGGGGCUUAGGCUCCCCGCAGCCGCUGCAGCUACAGUGGCGGCCUCCCUUGCUGCCGAGGGAGACGUCUGGGGUGCCCCGCACUGCCCUCCACGCGAGCGCGCCGGCGGAGCGGGGCCGAGCCUGGAGCAGCCCCCUCCGUCUCCCGGGGCGCGGGGCUCCGGAGGGCGCCCGGAGCGGCUGGAGGCGCUCGGGCCUCGGCCACGCGGUGGGCAGGAGGCCGUCCCCCCGGGCCGCAGGCUCGCUCGCGCUUCUCUGCCAGCCCCGCCGGGCUCCGAGGGCAGCGGAGAGGAGGAGGAGGAGGAGGAGGAGGAGGACGCCGCCGACUACUACGAGAACCUGCCUGGCGGCUCCCAGCCUGCGCCCGCGCCCGAGGGGACGGAGGCGGAGCGGCGGCCCCCGCCUCCCCCCGCGGCGGGCUCCUCCCCGGGGGCGGAGGGCGGCCGCCUGGAGACGGGCAGGCUGCAGACCCAGUUGCGAGAGGCCUAUUAUCUGCUGAUCCAGGCCAUGCACGACCUGCCCCCUGACUCAGGCACGCGGCGGGCCGGCGGGGGCUUGGCGGAUCGCGGCUGCCCCGCGGGAGCCCGGGCCUCGGACCAGCCGCCUUCCCCCGGCGGCGCUGCGGACCGCGGAGCCUGCCGCCGAGACGGGGAGCGGGGAGGCAGCGACCGCCCUCCGCAGCAGGUGUCCCCGCCCCGGUCUCCUCCGAGGGAGUCGGGGGGAGGCCGGCUGCCGACUCCUCGGAUGCGGCUGUCCUGCAGCAGAAGCCUCGAGAGCCUCCGGGUGGGCGCCAAGUUGCCUCCAUUCCAGCGGUGGCCCAGCGACAGCUGGAUCAGGUGCGGCGCGCGCGGGGAACGGGACGAGCACCCGCCACGUGGAGGCGGGAUGGACGGCUGGAGCAGGGGCAGCGCCCGGGCCGCGGCGUCCGACUGCCUCCUGCCUCCCGGCUCCAAGAUCCCUGGCCGCUCCCCAGAAAGCCCAUUUGGGGGUCCUGCGGGGUCCUCGGUAAUUCGCAGCGGCAGAGAAGACCGCCAGGAGGGGCCCCCCUUCCUUAAGCCGCCUGCAGUGACAGUCAAAAAGCUGCAAAAGUGGAUGUACAAAGGGCGCCUGCUGUCCCUAGGAAUGAGGGGUCGAGCCCAGGGGACAACCCCCAAAGUCCCAGGAACGCAAGCAGUACCUCCAAAUCUGGACACUUUGAAAAUGCGUGAAAACCACGUCCUCUCGGAGCCUCCAGACCAGAGCGUGACACUGACAGAUUUAUUUGAAAACGUGUAUGGAUCAUCAAUAAAGAGAAGAGAACUUGAAGAUCUGAAGGGUAAUAUUGAAUUCAGAGGUCAUAAGCCAUUUAACAGCAUCACUGUUUCAAAGAAACGCAACUGGCUAUAUCAGAGUACUCUGAGAUCUCUUAAUCUGGAAGAAAAUAAGAAAUGCCAAGAUAGAAGUCAUUUAUCCAUCUCACCGGUGUCUCCACCUAAACAUCAGCUGUCACAGCCUUUCCUUAAGUCUUCUGAAGAGUACUGCACAUAUAUGGUGUGUGACACCACAGACUCUUUAUUAUCAAGGAACUGUUCUUUCCACUUUAAUGAGGAAAAUGAUGCAGAUGAUGAAGGAGAAAUAUGGUACAACCCCAUUCCUGAGGAUGAUGACCUUGGCAUAUCCAGUGCCUUGAGUUUCGGUGAGGCAAACCCUGCCGUUCUGAAGCUUCCUGCUCUUAAUUUGAGUAUGUUGUCUGGUAGUGACCUGAUGAAAGCAGAACUGUGCUCUUCUGAACACACAGGUGAUAUUCAGACCACUCAGUCAAAUGGAAUGAGUCCCGUGGAUUCUAUCCAUUCUACAGAAUUUAUGCAGCAGUACAAACAAGGACUAGGACACAAGACCCAGGAAGGUAUAAUGGUGGAGAACAGUCCCAUGUUGAAAUCUGCUUUUGCAGGUUCUGGGAUGUUACCUGCUACAAAUAGGUCUGAAUUAGGGGUUAUGGAACCUUCUUCUCCAAGCCCCAGCCCUGUGAAAAAAGGAAGUUCAAUUAAUUGGUCUUUGCCAGAUAAAAUAAAAUCUCCACGAACUGUGAGGAAACUCUCCAUGAAAAUGAAAAGGUUGCCGGAAUUUAGUCGAAAGCUAAGCGUUAAAGGAACCUUGAAUUAUAUGAGCAGUCCAGAUAAUACUCCUUCCUUGUCUAAAUGUAACUGUCGAGAAAUUCACCAUACUGUUAUUCUACCUUCUGGGAACACAACUACAGCUGCUAAGAGGAAUGUUAUAAGCCGAUACCACCUUGACACCACUGUGUCUUCUCAGCACAGCUACCAGAAGAAAACUUCUAUGAGUUCGAAGUACUCCUGCAAAGGUGGUUACCUCAGCGAUGGAGACUCACCUGAACUUCUAACUAAAUCUAGCAAACAUGGAUCUGAAAUCAAAGUUGGGAAAACCAAAGACAUAAUUCCAAACAGUUGCAGCAAAAAUGAAAUAGACACAGAUGCUUUCAGACAUUAUAGUUUUUCUGAUCAACCCAAAUGCUCACAGUACAUAUCUGGACUCAUGAGUGUGCAUUUCUAUGGUGCCGAGGACUUAAAACCACCCCGGAUUGAUUCAAAGGAUGUCUUCUGUGCCAUUCAGGUAGAUUCAGUAAACAAAGCAAGAACAGCUUUGCUUACAUGUCGGACCACAUUUUUAGACAUGGAUCAUACUUUCAAUAUAGAAAUUGAAAAUGCACAACAUUUGAAACUAGUAGUAUUCAGUUGGGAGCCAACUCCAAGGAAAAAUCGCGUGUGUUGUCAUGGAACUGUUGUUCUCCCCACCUUAUUCAGAGUGACAAAGACACAUCAGUUGGCUGUCAAACUCGAACCUAGAGGUCUUAUUUAUGUGAAAGUGACUCUUAUGGAACAAUGGGAGAAUUCUCUUCAUGGACUAGAUAAAAAUCGGGAAUCAGUAAUAUUUGGUGUUGAUAUUCAAAAAGUGGUAGAAAAAGAAAAUGUAGGCUUGAUGGUGCCACUCCUGAUACAGAAAUGUAUUAUGGAAAUUGAAAAGAGAGGCUGUCAGGUAGUAGGACUGUAUCGAUUAUGUGGUUCAGCAGCAGUCAAGAAGGAACUCCGAGAAGCUUUUGAAAAGGAUAGCAAAGCCGUUGGUCUGUGUGAAAACCAGUACCCAGAUAUAAAUGUAAUAACAGGUGUUCUUAAGGAUUUUUUAAGAGAACUUCCUUCCCCUCUGAUAACAAAGCAGCUUUAUGAGUCUGUAUUAGAUGCAAUGGUAAAAUGCCCUUUGAAAAUGUCAUCAAACGGAUGUGAGAAUGACCCAAGUGACUCUCAGUACACUGUUGACCUGCUGAAUUGUCUGCCCAGUGUUGAGAAGGCAACCCUAAAGAUGUUGUUGGACCAUUUGAAAUUGGUGGCUUCUUAUCAUGAAGUGAAUAAAAUGACCUGCCAGAAUUUGGCUGUGUGCUUUGGACCAGUGUUAUUAAGUCAAAGGCAAGAGACUUCCACCCAUAACAACAGAGUCUUUACUGACUCCGAAGAACUUGCAAGUGCUUUGGAUUUUAAAAAACAUAUUGAAGUUCUUCAUUAUUUACUCCAACUCUGGCCAGUGCAACGUUUAACUGUCAAAGAAGCAACAGACAGUUUGUCCCCAGAGCAGGUGUCUUCUCUGAAUUACUUGAGGCGGAAGAAAGAGCGACCUUGCAUGUUAAAUUUGAGUGGUACUGAUUCUUCAGGAGUGCUAAGGCCACGGCAGACCAGAUUAGGUAGUCCACUUAGCAAUCGUUAUGCAGGAGACUGGAGCAGCUGCGGAGAGAACUACUUUUUAAAUACAAAGGAAAUUUUAAAUGAUGUGGAUUGUGAUGCUGUACCUUCAGAAGGUAAAGAAAAUGGAGACGAUUAUAGCAAAAUAGAUGGGCCAGAAAUGAUGGUUGAACAGCCAGUUCCCAUGUCCAAAGAAUGCACAUUUCAGACAUACUUGACAAUGCAGACAAUUGAGUCCACAGUGGAUCACAAAGUUAAUCUCAAAGAUCUACAAGAAAGUAUUGAUACUUUGAUUGGCAACCUGGAGCGAGAGCUCAACAAAAACAAGGUUAAUAUGAGUGUCUGA